UAUCCCUCUCGCUCCUUGUACCAAGAACUCAUUUAUUUCCUUGGAAGUCUGGGUGGUUUUUCAUACUUUUCGUUCUUACAUUUCCAAAUGGCGAACGACGCAGGUCCGAGUCACCGCGUUGCACUUUCCAUUCCCGCCCAGGAAGCUAUCAAUGAAAUUGCGAGGGAAAUGGUGGUUGAAACUGAUCACAACUUAGUAGAAGCUUAUAACAGUGUGGCAAGAUAUUACUACAACCAUUAUCACAAAGUUUUUCGGGACGUUUAUGGAUGUUUGAGUUAUUUAACGGCCACCAGGGCCAGUUUCAAGAUAAUGUCAGUAUGUCAAAACCAGUGUUCUUGUUGCUAUGCGAUGCACUUCACAGUUUUGGAUUGACGUUGCCGCAGCGAGAGCAUGGCGUUCCGCUGGAAGAGAAGGUAGCCAUUUUUAUUUGUGCAUUGCAGGGUCUAUCUUGGAAACAUUUGCAAGAACUGUUCCAACACUCAAAUGAGACAUUGUCACGCAAUUUUCAUGAGAUAAUACAAGUUAUGAUACCGUUUACAUCGGUUCAUAGUAGGAGUCUUACGCCCGAUCAAAUACAACAAGGGGGCCAUCCACAUUUACUGUCACAACAGCAGUACCGGCCAUUCAAGGGCUGCAUCGGUGCAUUGGACGGGACGCACGUGAUGGCUCGUGUCUCGCAAGAGUACGCCGCAUCAUACUAUGGCCGGAAAGGCAUGCCGACACAGAAUAUAAUUGCCGUAUGCGACUUUAAUUUGUGCUUCACAUUUGUCUCUGUCGGUUGGGACGAGAGCAUGCACGACAGCCGGUUUUUGCACUACGUGACUACUGAAGAGAAACAUCGCUUCCUGCAUCCCGCACCAGGAAAAUACUAUUGGGUGGAUAGCGGUUACAGCAACAAGACAGGGUACCUAGCCCCCUACAAGGGGUAUAGGUAUCACCAAAAUGCCCAUCGAAAUCGAACACCCAGAAUCAGUUCGAAAUGUUCAACAAGGCACAUUCGUCACUGCGUAGUUGUAUUGAGCGAACAUUCGGUGCCUGGAAGUCUAGGUGGGGGCCAUUGCGGAAUAUGCAGAAGUUAAGUUUUUCUAAUCAAGUUACGUUUGUAUGUGCGUCGAUGGCGUUACAUAACUUCAUACGCCGACAUAGCGAACUUGAUGAGGUCACGAUGAAUAUCCCAGACAGUUACGAUUACGUGGCCCCCCAAAUGCCUGACCACGACGAAU
Molecule: messenger RNA, 1223 nt
Organism: Camellia sinensis
Lineage: Eukaryota; Viridiplantae; Streptophyta; Magnoliopsida; Ericales; Theaceae
Source: RefSeq, a predicted model, not a curated record